Molecule: messenger RNA, 616 nt
Organism: Spirodela intermedia
Lineage: Eukaryota; Viridiplantae; Streptophyta; Magnoliopsida; Alismatales; Araceae
Source: the annotation of a GenBank genome assembly
AUGGGUGUGCUGGGAAACAUCGUGGAUGCACUGGGCUUUAAGGAGAAGUGCACCACGCUGAACACUGUGAAGGUGAGGGUUAAGAUGGACUGUGAAGGCUGUGAGAAAAAGGUGUAUAGGGUGCUCAAUUUCCAUUAAAGGUUCGCUCCUUCUCAGCUCUCUCUCUCCCCCUCCCUCCCUCUCUUCUUUCGCUGCCAUACCCGUUCAUAAUCUUCUCACCUGCAGCCUUCCUCCUCUCUCUCUCUCUCUCUCUCUAUCUAUCUAUCUAUCUAUCUAUCUCUAUCUCUCUCUGAACUGGGUAGCGGGGUUUUCCACAGGAGUCCACUCGGUGGUCGUGAACCGGAAGGGUCAGUGGGCGGAGGUGACGGGAUACGUGGAGGCAGAGGAGGUGUUGAGGAAAUUGAAGUUCUCCGGGAAGAAGGCGGAGAUCUGGCCCUUCGUCCCCGCCAAUCUCGUCCCCUACCCCUACGCCCCCGGCGCCUACGACCGCAAGGCCCCCCCCGGCUUCGUGCGCAACACCAACGCCGCCUUCCUCCCCGGCCCCGUCUACAAGCAAAGCCAGGCUAUCUCCGCCGCCUUCAGCGACGAAAACCCCAACGCCUGCUCCAUCAUGUAA